CACAUACAUAUUUCCAGCGUCCAUUUCGGCAGAAUAUAUGAAGAAGCUGCCAUCGGGGAUAGUUGUUCAUGCAUGUGACAUGUCCAAACAAAAGUCAGGCCGGCUUGGAGCUAGCUAGAGACGAAGGCCAGCUAAAGUAGAAGGCAAUGACACUUAUUUAAAGAAAGAGAACAAUGUAAACGUCGUGCAUUAGAGACACAGCUUCCCAUGCAAACUUGCAUUCAGAACAAAGUUGCAUAGGAGAAUAUUCAGAAGAAAAAAAGUAUAAACAUAUUGAGAACAAAAUUGAUACUUGCAAAAACGUCUUAUAUUAUGGGAUGGAGGGAGUAGAAAACUACAGAUCCUUUCCUGCACAUCAUGACGUGUCCGCAAGGAAGAUCCUAGAACAAAAAGUUAUCCAGAAAAUAGUCAUGCACCGAGCUGCAAAUGGCGUAGAAGCAUCCGACAUGGUCAUAAGCAAAGAAGGGACACUAAACCGUAACUUGGUGGUUUAGCAGGCGUCGAUGCCUACACAGCUGAUCAUGGCUUUGAGGACGGAGGACCAGAAGCAGAGGGAAGGGAAGGGGAGCAUAAGUUAAUCCAAUCACAGUGGGCAAUAUGCAGAAUUUACGUACAAAAUUUUGUUAAUUAAAUUUUUUGACAGAUUUUUUGUUAUAUCAAUUUGUCUAAAUUACAGGCAUAAAGAAGUCCUAGAGAACUUUGGGUUCACAUGGGUAAAAAAAUUCACGUUUAAAAAAAUAAUUGCGGCAACAUUUGUAAUUCUAAAGCACUUUAGCCCUAAAUCAUUUACGGAAGGGUGUAUUGUUUUGGAAAAGAGUAAGAGAAAAUGCAUACAUACAAAUAAGUGGAACUUUAUGCCAGUAAAUAAAUAUAAUUUCAAAGACCUUUUACAAAGAGCAAUGUUCCUGGUAGAAAGUUUGUGUACAUAGUGAAAAAUGCUAAAAAAAAUAGAAACAAAAUAACUCAUGCAUAUUAAUUUAAUGAAAUUUACUGGGCAACCAGAACAACCACCGGUGGAAUAUCUAGGCCUCUGCCCUCCAAAUCGAGGCCCGCUGGUGGAGGAAUGGGCUGGCGUAUCACGACACGGGAUGGCUCUUCAAUGUGAUGGAGGCAGUGGAGGGAUAGGAGAAGAGGCAUGUUCGGUGGGGUGGAAGCCUACUUCUUAUUGUUUGAGUUGGAAAUGGUGUUGAAGCCUUGAUGGGGGCGAAGACGCGGCCUGAAGGUAGACAGCCAGUUGUUAUGUCUGGGUGUGACAGGAUUAGAUGGUGAAAAUCAUUAUAACAAAGUUGUUCUAGAAUAUAAAAAAUAAUGUCCAUGCACCAUUGCAGUUCAUGCUUCAAGAGAUCCGCGAUGAAGCAAGUUUUAUUCCUGAAUGAUAUAAUGUGCGUGCAUGCAUAUGAAAAUGGUGAGAUUGCAGUUGUGUUGCAGAUACACAGAUUGAUCAAGGAGUAGCCACACAAGUUGGCCCAGUGAUUCACUAGGGCCAGCUCGGAAAUCCCCUGGAACGACCGAAGUGGAUAUAUAAUAAUCAACGGCGCAGAGCCGAGGAUCUCAGCGCCAAGAAAUCAUGUCACACAAUGGAGACGCUCAUCAGCCACCACCUCAUUCGCGAUUGAUCAGAAAACUGGAGGAAUCUGAUGGAACAUUGUUAUGCCUAAUAGUAGCAUCCUGCAAACUGGUCAGCAGUGUCUGCAAUUUCCAUGUGUUUCUAUUAAGUGAUGAUGGUUUUACCAGCAAAGAAAUCACUGAGUUGGUGACUGGCACAAUGGUGGUUGCUAUUUGCUACCCCUAUAUACUUUUGAAAUGGCACGAAUUGAUCUUGCUGAACUUGACACCCUUGAAGUCGUGGGUCACAUGGUGUCCUAACGUCAGGAUUUUCAGAGACACGGUCGUUCUUGUGAUUAUUUCUUACCUGCUAUUGCUGGACAUCAAUUCGAGCUUCGUCUCACUUGCCAUCUUUCCCAUCAUGGCCAUUACUUUCAUAGGAGCACUGUACUUUAAGCUCAAUCGUUGUACUGGCGACAUUGCUCGUAAAGUUACUCCACAAUCUUCUAUGGUCGAUGAGAAUACCAUCAAGACACCUAUGGAGCUGGAGAUCAUAGUGGUGGUGACGUUCGGGGCGCUGUUGGUGAUGGAUCAACUUGACGAUGGUGCAGAUAUGGGCUUCGCCUUCACACAGUUUCUCCUGUUCCUGAGCUCCAUUGUGGCGGCAUUGACGCGCAUGAUGAUGAAGCUGCCUCCUGAUCCUUUUCCGGGUAGUGCACCGGCAUCAGAGUUGCUCCGCAAGACCUUGCUUAUACUUCUACUAGUGACGGCACACACAUUGGCCGCGGAGUGGCUGGGCGAGGAUGUGGUUGUGUUCUGCAUGCCGGAGGUUAUCCCGGUGCUCCUCUGGUACAGCCUUCACCUCGACCGCCCACACCAGAACCCAAUCAUCAGCGUUGACAAAAUGAAGCCACACAUGAAGGGGCUCAUUGCCCUAUCUACACUGGUCGUAUUUCCUCUUUUCGCAUACAUGGUGAACUCCAUGGAUGUUUCUGGGCUCUCCUGGUGCACGAGGAUCAUGGUGUCAUGUGGCGUCUCAGGGGUUCUGACCUACUACCUUGUGUUCAUGCUACGCUACUGGCAUUGGCCAUGGCAAAAAGAAGCCGCAGCUUCUGGCAGCAGCAAGGACGAUGUCCCGUCCUCGGGCAUGCUCAAGUUUUUGGCAGAUGCUUUACUGAUAACGACGACCUUGCUAUUGCUGCUAAGCUAUAUGGUUUCCGUCCGACUUGGUCUGCGGCCAUCAUUGGUUGGUACACUAUAUGUCGAGUGCAACGACUAAGUUAGUUUAUAGUAAUUGCUAGCUGUGUAUAUUUUUCUCCAUGUCAUCCAGAAAAAGAUCGGAUACCAUUUUCAGCAACGGAACGGAAGUAUGGUAAAUGUGAUUAUAUGUAGUAUGAAGUGGUGGAGAUCGAUCAAGCUAUAUUUUCAGCGAUUAAUUUUGUACUGCAUGUUAUACCAUUUGACAUACUAAAUUAUCUUGAUGGGUUUAAUAUAUCCCUUUUUAAGUA
Triticum dicoccoides is the source of this 3053-nucleotide messenger RNA. RefSeq lists its product as uncharacterized. Bases 1568 to 2824 code for a protein of 418 amino acids. Lineage: Eukaryota; Viridiplantae; Streptophyta; Magnoliopsida; Poales; Poaceae. The transcript has 3 exons. The record is from RefSeq and is a predicted model, not a curated record.